Messenger RNA from Salvia miltiorrhiza (redroot sage), 375 nucleotides. RefSeq lists its product as uncharacterized. NCBI's taxonomy places the organism in Eukaryota, Viridiplantae, Streptophyta, Magnoliopsida, Lamiales, Lamiaceae. Bases 1 to 375 code for a protein of 124 amino acids. The record is from RefSeq and is a predicted model, not a curated record. The transcript is spliced from 2 exons.
AUGAGGAAACUCAUGUCUUCAAAGAUGAUGAAAGGUUCAUUUGUGCGCGAGCACGUGCUUGGAAUGAUUAAUCAUUUCAAUGAGCUGGACGUGCUCGGUGGAGGAAUCGAGGAUUCUACUAAAGUAGACAUGGUUCUCCACACUCUGCCCAAAUCCUAUGAAAACUUCCGACUCAAUGCCGUAAUGGGCAAGAAAAAGUUCACUCUAAAUAAACUGCUUAAUGAGUUGGUAGCGGCCGAGAGGGUCAUGGGAAAGAGUCCACAGGCUUUGGCCACUGCCACAAGACCCAGUUUUCCACCGAAAGGUAGGAAGAAGAAAGGGCCCCAUGGCAAGAGAGGCCAAGCAAAAGGGGUUCCUGCAGACAAGGGAGCUUAG